This is a messenger RNA of Manduca sexta (tobacco hornworm), 1146 nucleotides long. RefSeq names its product STAGA complex 65 subunit gamma-like. Gene Ontology annotation, molecular function: protein heterodimerization activity; transcription coactivator activity. Gene Ontology annotation, cellular component: SAGA complex. The transcript has a single exon. The record is from RefSeq and is a predicted model, not a curated record. Lineage: Eukaryota; Metazoa; Arthropoda; Insecta; Lepidoptera; Sphingidae. Bases 95 to 1078 code for a protein of 327 amino acids.
CUAGACUUGUCAGUGACAAUUGGUGCCAAUUGAUAAAUCGUGUUGUUGUUUUUGUAUUUAGGCUUGAUCUGUCCUGCAAAAGCGAAAUAUUAAAAUGACUACGCGACAACUUUGGGGUGAAAUGGAAGAUGAAGGAACCGACGAGACGUUGCUGCAAAACGUAAAUUUCAACCCAAUCAUCGAACUAGGCAUGCAAAACAUACCCGAGAUCCCCAUCACAGUAAAGUCUUCGCCGAUAGAUCUACCAACUCCAAACCUAAUCACACAUACAAUACAACUUCAUGCGUAUUUGAGACAAUUAUCUGCCAUUCUUGAACAAGGAGAAAACGCUGUAUUUGAAAACUCUCGGUUGGAGUCAAUGAAUUUACCGCCGUUACCGCCACAACCCGAUUUAAAAAUCGAACAUAAAACCAUACCGCCAAUCAACUUUCUUGAAAAAGAGUACUGCGACUUUUCUUUAGGCAAAGGCUCAGUAAUUUUGCCUUUUACUCCAGAAAGCCAUAGAAGGGCAUUACGGCAGUGCGCUGCUAUAGCAAUGGGUCAUGUUGGGAUAUCCAGCUGCUCUAAUACAGCUUUAAAUGCUGUUGCCGAUUCCCUCGACCAUUAUAUGACAAAUAUGUGUAAAUUGAUGAGAACAGUGGUAGAUAAAGAAGCCAGUGGUCUAAAAUCAGGAUUCCCUGAUGUCAUAUCAAAAAUAUUUGCAGAAUUAAAUGUGGGUAAUUUGCACGAAUUUUAUGAAACAAGAGUUGUUAGAUACCAUGCAAAGAUUAAAAAGAAAUGUGAGAAUGUAAAAUCUCAGUGUGAGGCUCUGGCUAUGAGGGACAUAGCUCCACAGUUAAAACUUGAAGAAGUACCAGAGUUACACUUCCCAGCAGCACUUGAUGGUGCAUUUACACCUUCAUUAGAGCCCGGAUUCCAGAUGUUGCACAGUUUGGAGCAAGAACAGCUACAAGGUUUGGAAUUAUUAGAUGCAGUAUCUACUGAAGACAUAAAACUAGAACCAAUGGAAUUCUCCCAGCCAGAGACAACCAAAAUACCUUCACUAUCACCGAGUGCUAAGAAAAAAAGAAAACAAUAAUUUUGUGUAGCUCCCUUUUUGGAAAUUAUUAAUUUAUAAAAUAAAUAUUUUUUCUUAUAAAGCUACAA